Messenger RNA from Williopsis jadinii, 1696 nucleotides. RefSeq lists its product as uncharacterized. The coding region runs from base 476 to 1606 and encodes 376 amino acids. The transcript has a single exon. NCBI's taxonomy places the organism in Eukaryota, Fungi, Ascomycota, Saccharomycetes, Phaffomycetales, Wickerhamomycetaceae. The record is from RefSeq and is a predicted model, not a curated record.
UUCAAUCCUCAAAGUCAUGAAGAAAGGUGCUAAUUGCUAAUGUCAUCAAGGCGUCAUAUCCUGGAUAGGACUUUAUUGGUUCGCCUGCUUUUUUUCCUAAUUUCUUCUGCUGUAUUUAAGUAGAGACACCUCCAAAGACAAGUCCUCCUGCAAUAGUCUCAUGUAGGUUACGAUAUAUGUACGCUUGCUCGCAAAUCAAGAACUGAAGGGCAUAGGAGUAUACAUACAGAGUACAUACACCACCAGCGCACGUACAUUCACACACAUUUAUAUAUACAGGAACUUGCCUUCUCCUGCUUGAGUUGGUGAUUGGUCGCUUGUGAGUGUCUCCUCCAUCGUACGGUGUACCAACUACGAGGUAUUUAUUUAAAUAGAUAUCCUCUUCAAGGCCACCUGUUUCAUUCAAGUCACGAGCUCUCUGUGUGUUUUUCGUUUAUCAAUUCCACCCCUGUUAAUAUACUGGUGAAUCCUCGAAAUGACACUUUAUGGUCCACAAAUCUCUACAGAUCCCCUUUCAUAUCGCACGCCAACUGAUCAGUACUUCCGCCCAAGUUUUAGCAUGAUGUCAAACUCGACCAACUACCUCAAGAGAGGUGUCUCGGCGUCCUCGGCGUCUUUAAGCUCAAAUCAAGAGGUCGAACAGCCUGACGGUGAAUAUGGAGUAAGAACCAGGGUGCGACUACCUUCUGUCGCCUUCACUGAAAGCUUUAUCAACAGUCUGAACCCCCCAUUGGCACCGGUCGUCAUUAUGCCAGCUGGCUCGGUAUCCUCAAACAGCUAUGAACCGUUACAGGGACAAAUGUCCUACCAAACAAUGCUUCCGCCGUCCCAGAAAUCAACGGUUGAAAACAAAUACACACCAAGAAAGAACUCGAUACCGUCGACUUUUUCAUGGAAUCAACAACCACGUCAUAGAUCUUUGAGUUAUUCUGUCCCGUCGCCGAACUCUCCAUCAGAAAAUCAGGCACUUCAGCAUUCGACUAACGUUUCUGGUUUUACCGUUUCCAGGACUUCUCAGGCACCUGAACAACAACAACAACAACAACAACAGUUACAAUUGGCCCAUAUUGCACAUGGAUCCUCUUCAAGCUCUUUGAGCUCCACCGGAAGUAUGACGAUGCCAUCUGGAAUGGUUUAUCCUAUUUACACCACACCUUAUGUUCAACCUCCAGCAGUUGAAGUUAUCGACAGAUCUCAGGAGAAGCAAGCCGGAACUAAACCAAGAACUGUUCAUCAGUGCGAUAUCUGUGGGCGCAAGGUCACAAGGGAUUUCGUUAGACACAGACGAACGCAUGACCCUGUUUCCAGGUUCAGAUGCGUGUAUCCAAAGGAGUGUUGUAACCACAAGACCGGAGCGUUUAACAGACAGUACGAUUUUAAGAAGCACUUAUUACACACACAUUUCAUCCUCAAGGAUCCCUCAGUGAAGAAGAUGAAGUCUUUACAACAGAAACUCCAAUAUAAAGGACAUUGUCUCUGUGGCCGUGAGAUGACAGCAGAAAGAUGGCUGGACCAUAUUACUGAAAGAGAUGAGAAUUUUGAACCCGUCUGUACUGACCUUGCCCAGAAAUGGAGGUCGGUAAAGCUGAGCAGAUCAUCGAAUUGAGUAACUGCAAGUCGACAUUACAAUCACAACCUUCUUCUUCAUCCAGAUAAAGCAACUAUGUCUAUAACGAAAUUAACGAAUAUUCAACUG